AUGUCACAGUACGGCUACGACGACGGCCCACGCCGUCACGACUCGAGGCGCACCCGCACUCGUGAGCCCGAGUACGUCGAGGAGACGUACAUCCAGCGCGGCAGUGCUCCGCCCCAGCGCGACCUCGUUUACCGCCCUGCUCGUGAGGACAGCAUCGAAGACAUCCCCCGCGACUUUCCUCCGCCCGGCGCCGAAUACCGCAGGACCAAGGUGCGCGAGAAUUACGGCCCUCCACGCCGCGCCCGCUCUGUCGGCCGCCGCGACUACUACGAUGACGACUACAGUGACUACGCUCCUCCUCCGCGAGGCAGGAGAAGCCGCGACGACCCUUACUACUCGGACGAUUACGACCGUCCUCCGCGCCGUGAGCGCCGCAAGUCCAAAGUUGAAGAGUUUCUUGAUGACGCUGGUCUUGGCGGCGUGGUAGGCGCCGUGCUUGGAAAGUCGCGCAGCAAGAGCAGGUCUCGUGGUCGGGAUGACCGGAGCUACGACCGCUAUGAUCGCCAUGAUCGCUACUACGAUGACCGUAGCCGAAGCCGAAGCCGCCACGGCAAGUCUGAGCGCAAGUGGCAGCAAGCUGCCCAGGCUGCCCUCGUCGCCGGUGCCGUCGAAGCCUUCCGGAGCCGCAAGGACCCUGGUGCCUGGACCGGUGAAAAGGGCACUCGUAUCGCAACAGCUGCCCUUGGUGCUGCCGGCAUCGACGGCCUUGUCGACAGAGACCCGGACAAGAAGAGCAAGCGCCACACUGCCGAGGCCGUGAUUGGCGGCUUAGUCGCUAAUCGUUUAGCGAACGGUCCAAGAGAUCGCUCCGCUUCUCGGGGCAGAUCUCGUUCCCGUUCACGCUCCCGUGCCCGCUCCCUCUUCAGCCGCAGCCGCUCGCGAGGCCGCUCUGUGGACCGUGAGGAAGGAGGUGGGGGUGCCAUCAAGAACCUUGCGGGCGCAGGCGCCAUUGCUGCUGCCGGCAAAGCCAUCUACGACCGUGUGCGAUCCAAGUCAAGGCGCCGCAGGUCUCCGAGCAGCUCGAGUGCCGACAGUUACGUUCCCUCACGCGGUCGCCGUUACGGCCGUGCACGGGGGUCCGCGGUAGACGACGACUAUCCAAGGACAUCCACGGCUGGGAGUGUAGCAGGGGGCCCUGUGGCGCCACGCGCAAGACGCAACAGCAGCGUGAGCUCGGAAUCUACCACAGACAUGGAGCAACAACGAAAGAAAAUGCGAGGUAAGGAACUCCUCACCGCGGGGCUGGCGACUGUUGCAACCAUUCAUGCCGCACAUGGUGUCUACACGUCCAUGGUGGCGUCGGAGAAGCGGCGCAAGCUCGUUUCCGAGGGUGAAAUGUCGCCGGAAGAAGCUCGCAAGCGGAAGAGCAAGAAUAUGCUGCAAGAUGCGGCAGCUGUUGGCAUUGCGGCGCUUGGCAUCAAAAGCGCCUUCAGCGAGUGGAAAGAGAUGAACGAACAACGCCACCACGUGCACGAGCUCGAGGCCAAGCGACGCAAGAAGAGGAAGCAGCGCGAGCGAGCCCAGCGCGAUGCCAGACAGAACGCCCUGAUGAAUGGCUCUGCUAACCCGUAUGCCGUCCCAGCUCCUGGUUCCGCGUACCCGCAGUAUGGCGCCUCAACCUACGCAGAUGCGAACCCCUACUCCGCUGGCAACUUGCCGCCGCCGCCGAUGGGGGCCCCGGCUGGGAGAUAUUGA
Lasiodiplodia theobromae is the source of this 1695-nucleotide messenger RNA. RefSeq lists its product as uncharacterized. The record is from RefSeq and is a predicted model, not a curated record. The transcript has a single exon. Bases 1 to 1695 code for a protein of 564 amino acids. Lineage: Eukaryota; Fungi; Ascomycota; Dothideomycetes; Botryosphaeriales; Botryosphaeriaceae.